This is a messenger RNA of Vitis vinifera (wine grape), 945 nucleotides long. Its product is annotated as chitinase class I. The record is from RefSeq and is marked provisional. Gene Ontology annotation, biological process: cell wall macromolecule catabolic process; carbohydrate metabolic process; chitin catabolic process. Lineage: Eukaryota; Viridiplantae; Streptophyta; Magnoliopsida; Vitales; Vitaceae. Gene Ontology annotation, molecular function: chitinase activity; chitin binding.
AUGGGGUUGUGGGCAUUGGUAGCUUUCUGUCUGUUGUCAUUAAUACUGGUUGGCUCAGCAGAGCAAUGUGGAGGGCAAGCUGGGGGUAGAGUUUGCCCAGGGGGGGCAUGCUGCAGCAAGUUUGGUUGGUGUGGCAACACUGCUGAUUACUGUGGCAGUGGCUGCCAAAGCCAGUGCAGUUCCACUGGUGACAUUGGCCAGCUUAUUACCAGGUCCAUGUUCAAUGAUAUGCUUAAGCAUAGAAAUGAGGGGAGUUGCCCUGGCAAGGGCUUCUACACCUAUGACGCUUUCAUAGCUGCUGCUAAGGCCUUUCCUGGCUUUGGAACAACUGGUGAUACCACUACUCGUAAAAGGGAAAUCGCAGCCUUCUUGGCUCAAACUUCUCAUGAAACCACUGGGGGGUGGGCUAGUGCACCUGAUGGCCCAUACGCUUGGGGAUACUGCUACCUCAGGGAACAAGGCAGCCCCGGAGCUUACUGUGUUCCUAGUGCACAGUGGCCUUGUGCCGCUGGUAGGAAAUACUAUGGCCGAGGCCCCAUACAGAUUUCCUACAACUACAACUAUGGGCAAGCUGGGAAAGCCAUAGGGGUAGACCUGGUAAACAACCCUGAUCUAGUAGCAACAGAUGCAGUCAUAUCAUUCAAGACAGCCUUCUGGUUCUGGAUGACACCCCAGUCACCCAAGCCUUCCUGCCAUAAUGUCAUCACAGGAGGAUGGACCCCAUCAGGUGCAGAUAGGUCAGCAGGGCGGCUUCCCGGUUUUGGUGUUAUCACAAACAUCAUCAAUGGAGGUGUUGAAUGUGGGAAAGGGGUAGUUCCUCAGGUCCAGGACCGCAUAGGUUUCUAUAAGAGGUACUGUGAUAUACUUAGGGUUAGCUAUGGCAACAACCUGGACUGCAACAACCAAAGGCCUUUCGGGUCUGGCCUCCUGCUGGACACCAUCUAA